AAUUUGAUUACACUUGAUAUAAAGUAUUUUUAUAGAAUCGAGAAAAUUCUUGAUGAGCUCCUUGGAAUUCAAAAUCGAGAUUAGCGAGGAUUUCUUUUCAUCUCAAGGAUCCGAGUUGUUUUAAUUCGGUCCUGCCAACCCCCACCGCGUGAUCUGCCCCUUCCCAUCCCAUCGCGACAAAUCUGUUAGGAGAUUUCCACCUUCAUCCUCGCCCACCUCAUGGCAAUGAAUUUGAACGGGACGCAGAUUCCCGCAGACGGAGUGAGAACGACGACGUUGGGCAUACGCCAGGAAGUCCGCGUCGACUCCUACGAGAAAGAGAAAGAAAACAGGAGAGCAAGGGUGGUAUGAGUUUCCCUGCUUGUUGUCACUGUCGCGGCUCCAGACGCUCGUGUCUCCAGCCUCGUGCUCGGUGGGUGAGAUUAAUUUCUCGUACCUUCGGUCUCGGAAGAGACCGAACAUCCCUUUCAACGUUAUCCCUUUCUCGUUAAUGGAACCGAUUCGGUCGAUCAGACGUUGUUCACCGCGACAAUCGAUCGCAAUAGUGCUUCGAGUACGAGAGCUCAGGUGCGCAUCCUGCGAGUGUACGACCACCCUUGUCCUGUCGACGAUUCGCUCUGUUCACCCGGGUGACCCCGACGGUACUUCUGGGAGUGUCUCGAGUGUCAGGUGCGGGAUCCUACCCUUCAGGACGAGUCGCGACACGUCGGAACUGACAAAACGCGCAUUCAAGACAGGUUGUUCGCGCGCGAUGAUAGGAUCUACCCCACUAUCCUGCACGUUGCCCUAGCCGCACAUUCCGCCACCCUCCCUCGGUCCUCCUCGCCGUCGCAGUUCAAUUUCCCCCACUUUGCGUGCACCCCGCCUUUUUUUCUUCUUUCCCCUUCUGUCUCUCUCUCUCUCCUCUCUCUCUUUCUUUCUUUCUACUCUCUUCUCACCCCUGGCUGUUUGCCAUCGGGAAAACCCCCUACGUCUGCUUCCUGCGCGCUAUUUCUCGCUGAGAGCGGGACAGUUUUCGUACGACGCGCUCUUUCGUCGAAUCGUCGAGAGAGAAAGAGAGAAAGAGAGAAUGAGAGAGAGAGAGAGGGUGGGGAAGGUAGAAGGAAAGAGAAGGAGAUAGGAACGCACAUGAAUUGCGGUGCAAUCUGCUGCAACGGUGUAUAACAGCGAAGCUGAAAGUGCAACCGAACGAUGGAAUUAAAGAGGCGCGAUUCGCCACGGUCGACCGCCUCGGGAAUUUCUCCUCGUGGAAGCAGUUGAGCGAAGUGCCAACGAUUUCCCGUCCAUUCCGAUUGCUUUCCCUCAAAGAGGGAGGGAAAGAGAAAGAUAACAUCCCGCGAGUGCAACGAGCUAAUCCGCGAUAACGGAGAACAAUUUCUCCCAGAGGGAUUCUCCCCCGGCGUCUUUCUCGCGGUAUCAGUGUCGAACGUGAAUUGUGCAGGACGUCACGAUCGCACCAGCGGAUGCGACUUCUCAAAGCGGCUUUAUCUCUCGUGCGAUAGUGGCAAGUCGAUCGCUCUGGUCGAAGGGUCCGUCUCCCGCCCGUGGCAGGCGAGGCUUCACAUGUAAAUGGAAUCUCUCCCGUCGGGACGACCGGGAUACGGGAAUUCCUCGAUAAAGAGGUCGCGAAAAGCACGCUGUGAAUAUAAAUGCCGCACUCGCACUUUGUGAAUCGGAACCUGCCGCUGGAUGUCCCUAUUCCCCGAGAUGCAGCCUCCCGUUACGCAUGUAGAUGCAGCCGCCUCGCAGGCGCAUCGAGGAGCACGAUUGCAUAUGCGAUAAACGAAACGGAGGUUCCCCAAGUGCGGAAGAGUCAGAAUGACGUCACGUAUGGUUGUUAUCGCGAGCGGGAAUAAAUCACUGAUAAUUACCGGCGUGUCGGGGCAAUAAAUUAUAUCAAGGCGGAAAAGCGAAAGGGAGAGGUUGAUAAUGUCGGAGAUGUCGAAAGAGGAGGUCGAUUGAGUCGAGAGCGACUAUCUGUAUGUCGAGGAUGCCGCUUGAUGAACAAUACCGCCGUCUCGUCGACGAAGAUCGAAUCGGAUCGCCGAGAAAUAAGCUCAAGAGACUGAAGAUGACGGCGGCCGAACGAGAACCCGUAAACGACUCGCUGCUUUUAAACUAAGAAAACGCGCUCGUCGUCGCGCCGACACCAUGGGGAAUGGCAUGAACAAGGUGCUUCCUGGUCUUUACAUAGGUAAUUAUCAGGACAGCAAGGAUGCCGAUCAGUUGGAGCGUUUCGAAAUCACGCAUAUCCUGGCUAUUCACGAUACGGCACGCCGUUUACAUUCCGAUAAGCAUUAUCUAUGCAUCUUGGCCGCCGACAGUCCCGAUCAGAACUUAUCGCAAUAUUUCUCUUUAUGCAACGACUUCAUUCAUGCCGCCCGUCUUCGUGGCGGAAACGUUUUGAUCCAUUGUCUGGCAGGAAUGUCGAGAAGCGUGACGGUAGCGGUGGCCUACAUCAUGAGUAUCACAAAUCUGUCGUGGAAAGAAGCGCUCAAAGUCGUUAAAGUCGGCCGUUCCAUUGCAAAUCCGAAUGUUGGUUUUCAGCAGCAGCUCAAGGACUUCGAAUCUAGUCGUUUGCAGGAUGUAAGUGAUCACAGGGCUGUCUCGAGGGUGGACCUUUCGGCGGCGGUCGCCUGUAGCAGCAGCAACGCUAAUCUCUCCACCGUGGGCAGGUCGAGCGCAUUUUCCACCAGCAAUUGGCGAUUGACCGCGGGUUCUGCGCCAAACACACCGAGGCCGACUCCACCGGUUUCGCCACAACGCUGGCCGAGGCGGUUUUCGAAUCGACAGACGCCGCAAUUGCCGGUACCACCGGAGUCUCACCCUUCGACGAUGACGUAGCACCGGGAGUCGCGCGGUUCUCUGUCGAGCCUGGUGGAAUAACAAAGCAAAAAGGAGAUCGACGAGCCGCUGGAUGAUCUUAUCGCCAGUAUUAUACGUAUAUACGUUCUUCACCGUCGGCGGGACAAAUUACGAAUUUGCGAUCGUUUCUCGACGUUGGACGCGAUCGUUCGGAUAAACUGUCUUCACGGAAGGAAACUAAAAGAGAAAGGAAAGGUUUCGAUGAAGGUAUCUCUCUAUGAAUUACAUAAAGACGUGCCUGUUUUUUGCAUUUGAGAUAUUUGGGGUAUAUUUAGAGGAACAUUUUACGAGGAAGUUCGAGAGACUCUCACAGGGGUAAAUAAUAAUUAUCUGUGCUCUAGCAAAAUGGCACACGUCGGCUCGAUUCAAACGCGUCGGGCUGGAAAAUGCUGAUACAUCGAAUGCGCGUAACGCACGUUGCUGGGAAUUGUUGGUAAUGUUGACUUAUACAAAGUUGUUACAAGUUUUGUUGCUUAUACUCAGCGAGAAAGUGCUUUUAUCGCGGACGGGAUGGGAAACGACGAGAUUCUCUUUGUACGCAACGGGGGAAACUUCGCGUUUUAAGAGUGAGUUAAUUUCGCGUCCUAACGAUUAGACCUUCCCGAUUAGACCGUCCUGAUUAGAUUCUCUCGCGGAGAAAUACGAGAGGAGCGACGUCGAUGGAUACUGACAAUCUGUCAUUUAAAUAAAUCACCACGAAAAGGUUCGAGUAGUUGAAUUGAUACGGCCGCGUAAUGGAUCGAUCUGCGAGAUGAAGUAGUAAAUUGGAAAGAUUGACACAUUCGGGACGUGGAAUUAAUCCUUUGGGGCUUUAUCAGUUACAACGAUAAUUGCGUGCAAUUAAGUGCGACCGGUUAUUUCGCGCUUUUACGGCGCCUUUCAAUCCCGCUAAUAACGCGCUCGUUAACGAUCCCCGCGUAUAAUUUUUCUCCGGGAGAUAAUGCGCGUAUCGUUAAACCAACUAAUUAUUGGUUGUGAAAAAGAACGUUGCUCAAAGCGGCAAUUAUGCAAUAUGUACAACAACGUUCCCAAAGGAUUAAUAAAAGGUA
Messenger RNA from Pogonomyrmex barbatus (red harvester ant), 3914 nucleotides. RefSeq names its product dual specificity protein phosphatase 22-B. Gene Ontology annotation, molecular function: protein tyrosine phosphatase activity. Gene Ontology annotation, cellular component: cytosol. NCBI's taxonomy places the organism in Eukaryota, Metazoa, Arthropoda, Insecta, Hymenoptera, Formicidae. The record is from RefSeq and is a predicted model, not a curated record. Gene Ontology annotation, biological process: protein dephosphorylation; signal transduction.